UAACUCUGGAUCAUCACCAUCAUCAUCAUCAUCAACCAACCUCUAAACUAUGGCGAUUCUUACAUCAAAUAAUAAACCUCUGAAGCUAGCUUUACUGUCUACUGGGAUUUUCUCUGUUGCUGUUCUUCUAAAGCUUUCGGUUCCUUUUAUAACAUAUUUUACAGUCUCUGAACUUCAUGUUCUUGCCUGGCUUCAGCCUCCGUAUCUUUAUUUGAUCAUAAAUGGCAUAAUCAUCUCGAUCGUCGCCUCUUCCAAGCUUCAGCUUCAGAAAUCCGACGAACCCUUUAAGCAGUUUGAGAUGGAUAUCCCACCGGGAACUGAGGUUAUAGCGGGAAAAAGCUCCGGCGCCGGUGAUUUGCUGGAUUUUAUUGACGAUACUGGAUAUGUGGGUCAUGGUAGUGCUGUAAGUGGAGUUAAGGGGGAGGAGAUGAAAGGGAGUGAUGCGGAUUCGAAGAGAGUGGUGCAGUCUAUAGAGAGGAGUGAUUCUUUGGAGGAGUUGUUUCAGAAAUUAGAGAGAGAUCCAAAACCUUUGGUUUCUUCAAGAUUUGGUCACAAAAAAUCAUCACUCAAAGCUGGUCCUGAAGGCAGUAAGGCAUCAGUACUGGGCGUUUCAAAAGCGAAACGCCACGAUACACUAGAAAGCACAUGGAAGAUGAUUACAGACGGACGAUCAAUGCCGUUAACCAGACAUCUAAAGAAAUCAGACACAUGGGACUCUCAUUUCCGCCGCGGCGACGGAACAAACCCACCGCCUCCGCCUGCAGAGAAAAUGAAGAAAUCUGAGACUUUCAGUGAAAAGAGUAAGCCGAAGCUGAGUCAUAAGAAUCGUCAGGGAUCGGAGAAACUGAAGAAAGAAGCGUCACUAACUCAGGAUGAGUUGAAUCGGAGAGUGGAGGCAUUUAUAAACAAGUUUAAUGAGGAAAUGAGAUUGCAGAGGGAAGAGUCGUUGAAUCAGUUUCAAGAAAUGAUUAAUCGUGGGGCUUUUUAGGACGAUCAAGAUUAUAUUCAUCAUGUUGUUAGCUAACGGAAAAUUCUAACCUAGAUUUAGUCUAUAAAUUUUUUAUGGACGUAUCUGAUGAGGUCUUAAAAAAUCUAACAUAAAUUUAUCUUUUUUUUUUAUUAUUUUUUUAACAUCUCAUUGGAUAGACCCAUAACUUUUUCAUAGACUGGAUUUAGAAAAAAAAGUCCCGUUAGCUAACUAUAGUUUUUUUUUUCCUUAGAUUAUUUCAUGAUCUGUUAUAUUAUUCAAAUAUUAGGGUGGGUAGGAUGACUCAACCCGAGUAAGGAUAUAGACCCGAGUAGGGGUGAGCAGAAACCGAACCAGACCGAAAAACCGAACCGAACCGAACCGAAAUUCGUUAUUUGGUUCGGUUUUUCGGUCAAAACGGUUUGGUUCGGUGUUAGAUAAGGAAAAAUUUGGAUAUCGGUGUUUGGUUCGGUUUUAGGUUGUUAAAAACCGAAAAAACCGAAUAACCGAUUUGACCGAACAUAUGAAAACCAUGUUAUUUUCAGGUAAAUGGGCCACGCAUGCAUGUUCAGGCCUGAUCCAUUUUUAUCACUGAUCUAAGCCUAAUUACCAUGUUGUUUGUUCCCUAUAUAAACAUCUUUAUAAGUUUAAACCCUAGAUCUCAUUUCUUCUCAACCUCACACAGUCGCCUCACUCUCCCUUUCUUCCUAUUCUUUUCUUUUUUCAUCAGAUAACCCUAAAUUUGUGAUUAAUUUCUUCAAUCUCUCUAUAACACCUUAAAAUAUAACACCUUUAAAUAUAACCCUCUUUUUAGUAAAAAAAAAUUCUGUAACAAUUAGGGUUGUGAUUUAAGAAAGUUUAUAAUUUUCUCUUCUUAAAUCUGUAAAUUUGCUUUAAGAAUGAAGGUUUGCUUGAAGCCCUAUUAAAGAUCUGUAUCAAGAUUAAGAUGAUGAAGAUCCUUUUUUUUUGUUGUUGCUUCUUUUGAAUCAGAUUUAUUGAAUUUUGUAUUCGUCUGUUAAUUUGAUUUUUUUGCUGUAAUUAUUUAUUGUAAUUUCAAUUUAUGCUGUUGUAUUAUGAUUUGUAAAGUUCAUCUAAUAUGAAUAUUAAUUUUUUUAUUUUA
Molecule: messenger RNA, 2087 nt
Organism: Mercurialis annua (annual mercury)
Lineage: Eukaryota; Viridiplantae; Streptophyta; Magnoliopsida; Malpighiales; Euphorbiaceae
Exons: 3
Coding region: 50-988 (312 amino acids)
Source: RefSeq, a predicted model, not a curated record